GCGGCGGCGGCGGGACCGGCGGCACCGGGAGCCGGAGCGAUGUUCGUGCAGGAGGAGAAGAUCUUUGCGGGGAAGGUGCUGAGGCUCCAUGUGUGCACCAUGGAGGGCGCCGAGUGGCUGGAGGAGGUGCCCGAGGACACCACGGUGGAGAAGCUCAAGGAGCGGUGCCUGAAGCACUGUCUUCCUGGGAGCCUGGAGGAUCCCAAAACUGUGACACAUCACAAGCUGAUCCAUGCUACUUCUGAGAAGGUGCUGACAGACACAAAAACAGUGUUGGAGGAGAACAUUCAGGACAGAGAUGUUUUGCUGCUGGUCAAGAAGCGCGCGCCAACGCUGCUCCCCAAGAUGUCAGAUGUGGUUGCAGAGGAGAAAAGGAAGCAGGAGCAGAAGGCUCCUGACAAGGAUGCCAUCCUCAAAGCCACGGCCAACCUGCCCGCCCGCAGCGCGGACCGCAGCGUGACCCACCACAACAUGAGGGAUUUCCAGACAGAACUCCGGAAGAUUUUAGUGUCUCUCAUAGAAGUUGCACAGAAACUGCUAGCACUGAACCCAGAUGCAGUUGAACUAUUUAAGAAGGCAAAUGCCAUGCUGGAUGAGGAUGAGGAGGACAGGGUGGACGAGAUCGCGCUGCGCCAGCUCACCGAGAUGGGAUUCCCAGAGAGCAGAGCUGUCAAAGCCCUCAGGCUCAACCACAUGUCUGUGACCCAGGCCAUGGAGUGGUUGAUAGAACACGCUGAUGACCCUUCUGUGGAUGCUCCUCUGCCAGGUGCUGCUCCUGCAGAAGCCCCUGCAGAAGCCCCAGCUGAAGCUGCUGCCUCCUCUGCUGAGGCAGCUGCAGGGCCCAGCUCUGAGGAGGGCGGGGAGGAGGCCAAGGAUGAGCUGACUGAAAUCUUCAAGAAGAUCCGCAGGAAAAGAGAAUUUCGUCCUGACCCACGGGCUGUCAUUGCCCUGAUGGAGAUGGGAUUUGAUGAAAAGGAAGUGGUGGAUGCACUCAGAGUGAACAACAACCAGCAAAAUGCAGCUUGUGAGUGGCUGCUGGGAGACAGAAAACCUUCUCCAGAGGACUUAGAUAAGGGCAUUGACACCAACAGCCCUCUCUUCCAAGCCAUCUUAGAAAACCCAGUGGUACAAUUAGGGCUCACCAACCCUAAAACUCUACUAGCCUUCGAGGAUAUGCUUGAAAACCCCUUGAACAGCACUCAGUGGAUGAACGAUCCCGAGACGGGGCCGGUGAUGUUACAGAUUUCCCGCAUCUUCCAGACACUGAACCGCACGUAGAGGGAGCUGCCAGUGCACUGUGCCACCUCCCCCUGGCCUCACUCCCCCUCCACCUCCUCAGGAGGCUGCCUGGAUGCUUGGGAAGGGGUGGAGGGAAGGGAGGGAAGGGGGAAAUCCUGGCUGGAGGGGUCUCUCUCACACAAGAGAGUUCGUAGUUACGGCCAACAGGAGUGAGUUGCCUUGUGGAUUUAGUGUUAGUGGAAGAGGUUUGAGGAUUUGUUCAUGUUUUCAGGUAUUAGGUUUAAAAUAAAGUAUAUAUAUUAAAAAAAAAAAUAGGAAAAAGGUUUUGUGAAAACAUUUAAGAAUCUGAUUGUUGGAAAGAAAUAUUGCUCGUUCAAAAGGCCUGUGACAGUUUUCUGGCCAGUUUUGCUAGGAUCUGGCUGGUGUUUACAAAAGGUCACUGACCACUAGCAUAGGAUAUUAAUCAUCUCCAUACAGUAUUAAUUUAUAGCUCUUAUCAAAUUGCAAAACUGCUUUUUUAAAAAAAAAGAAAUUGAUUCUUAGGAAAUGUUUUUUAAAAGCCCAAAUCUUGGGAAAGCAAGCACAUUUCUAUCCAAGCUUGUUUAUCUGGCAUUCUAAUUUAAGCAGAAUCAUUCAGAGAUGGAAUUCUAAUAAAUAGCAUUACUUUUUCCUAUUUAUUUGCUGCGUUAGUGUUGUUGCAGUCCCACUGGGGUUGUACUUGCAGGAGGUUCUCUGUCAGGUACCGUAAAGGUGCAGGAUUUCUUUCACCACAGAAUUCACCACAUCAAGACUUGGAUUCCCAAGUGGCUGCAACUCCUAAGCUCACACUCUGCCAUAUCCCAUUGCAAGGAGGGAUAUGUUCACACAGUGGGUUUUUUUUUUCUUAUUUUUAUGUGCACAGUUUUGGCAAGGGGCUUGUGGGGGUUUUAUUCUGUUUACAAAAAAAAGCAGCUGAAUUGCAUGGGGGGGUUUGCUGGGGUUCUGUAAAGCAGCAGAACCACACAGGUUUUUAUCCUGUUUAAGGUAUUUAAAGCACGCUUGAAAUUGCUAUCUUUGAGUUAGAAGUGGGGUUUUCUUUAUCCUUAUUUUUACCAUGGUCAUACCAAGAAUGUCAGGCUGGGUCUUUCCUAUUUUGCCAGAAGACUGAUUUGAGAUUUCAGAGAGAAAUUCUGAGCUAUUAAGAGCAGAACUCACUGUGAAUAUCCAGCUGGUGUUUAUGAUUGGGCUCUGCAGGUGUUACUUUUUUAGCAGUCUGCUAAAAAAAGGGGUUUAUUUUCAACUCAGUGCAACAUGACUGACAUCUGUCAUCAUCCCUGCCAUGCCUUGUGCUUCACAGCCCUCCAGGAAAGGCAGAAGAGGCAAAUUUUGCAGAGAAAGCAGGUGCAGACCCUGUGCUUAAACAGCACAAAGGUGUCCUGUCAGACAGGGAGAUCCUGAGCAAGUCACCUCGGAGCUGUAGGAGGGAUUUAGGUGCAGUUGGGUUUUUUUAAACAAAAAUGCAGCAAGAUGCAACCUGAAACCCUACAACAAGUUUUGGCCUGAACUUGGCAUCUGCUCUGUGCUGUUAUGCAGCUGAGGCACUGAAGUUGCCAAUUUCUCAUAAUUAAUAUGAAGGGUGGGGAAAUCAAAACAGCCUGAGAUUUUAUCUUGUCUUACUAUCCCAGGAUUCUUUUAUUUUUUUUUAAUUUUGUAAUUUCAUAUUAAGCUUUACUGUUGAUGACUGCUGAAAUAUUUACUUCUACAUUUAGAAAUUCCAAGCUUUAUAGAGAUGUUUCUUCUGUUCAAAUUGGACAGUAAAACCAUUUUUGCGGGCUCUUGCUAAGAAUAGACUGCCAUGACAUGAAAUUAUAACCUUGUCCUGUAACUGAAGCCAGGAGCCUGAUCCUGCACCCCAGUGAGCUCAGCACAGCUACUCAUGAGUAGCUGUGACUGAAUAUUGUGGUCUUAUAAAAGGUUUUGAUUAUUUAAUCCUUUUUUUUUUUGCUUACUCCUGAAGCUUUUUACCUGUAAUAAUACCAGAAGACUCUUUUACUUGAAGCUCUUAAUGUUAGAGAGAAAUGUCCCUCUCUACAGUCAGGAUUGUGGUUAAUAUUCCUUUUAAUGAGUGUUUUGAGAAGGCAAAGUUGGGAAAAGCUACCCUGUAGUUUGGUGGGAGGUUUUUUGGCUUCUGAAUGGAUAAGGAGAGGUUCAGAAUGAGCAAACAGAUCCUUUGGGGCAGUUGUGGCCCUUGAAGAAUGUAAAGGCUUGGGAAAUGCUGGGUUUGGUUUCAGGAGGCCAUGGUUGGACUGCAGAGCUCAGAGGGAUGGAAGAGCUCAGAAUGGCAGCACCCCUCAGUGCCCCUGAGCUGUCAUAAAGGGUGGGGAAAAGCACCAGUAAAACAGAUUAUCCUGAUGUGAUAGGAGGUGAGAAUGCCCAGGUCCAGCAGCAGCAGCUGGGAGACCCUAGGGAUAAAGGAAUUCUGCAUUUUAGGGUGCUGGGAGGCUUGAGAAGAUGUGGUUAUUUCUGGAUUUUGUUAUUCCAGAGCUCAACACUUGCACAGCUGAGGUGUUGUUUGGGGUGGCUUUUAACAGAGCCCUGCUUGGCCUGUGAGAACUGAGGUUUGCAGUGGCCAAAAGCUGAAGGAGAGCAGAAUUUGGGGGGUGUGGUGUUUGCAGCAAGGCCCAGGAGUUGAUUUAAACCCAGCAAAAACUGCCCCGGUGAGGUUGAAGGAAUUGACGUCAGUGGUGCUGGGGUGUGAAUUACAGCAGGGGCUGUGUCCCAGCUCCCCAGGGCUGGGAUUGCUGUUUAUCCCAGAAAAUGCAGAGGGGAGCUGAGUCCCCUGUGCUUGGAAAGGCACAGAUUGGCCCAGGUUUUGGAAAACCUGCAAAAGCUGAGGUGUCAGCACUCUGGAGCUGGACGGUGCAGCCAUGGGGCACAGGGAAUGUGUGAGGCUUUGCCUGGUGAGGAGCUGUGCUGUCCCUGGGUGCAGGACUGGGGGAUCUGCUCUGAGGGCAGUGAGAGAUCCCUGAACACACAGGAAAGAUUUUUGUUCAAUAAAACCAGCAGGUUUUGUGAGGAAAAGCUGCUCCCAGCAGUGAGGAUUUACAGGCUCAGGUCCUGUGCUUGCACCUUGGGUGUUCAAGUUCCAGCUAGCACAGACAUGUCAGAGUUAAUUUUCUGUAAACAUGGUCAAGAGAAAAUUAUUGGAAGCCUGGCAGAUGGAGCAGGAAAGGGAUGGGGUGGUGGGUGACUAAUGGUGUGAUUCUUACAGUUCCUGCUCUUCGCCCCAUUGGUAGCCAGACAAUCUUGUACCUUUGGAUGUUGCAGGCCUCUUGCAAGUAGCCAGCUAUUUAUUGAAAUAUAUCUAACUUAUAAUUGUAUCACCAAAACACUGAUAUUUUUAAUGGCAAUCUAUUACAUGGAAGUUUGUUCUCAGGGCUUCGUAUUUAUACUCCUUUUUUAGGGGGAUGCAUUUAAAGGGAUGUGUUUGGAAAAUAGGCCAGUGGCUACUUUACAGCUUGGACCUUGAUUGUCCUGACCUGUGAGCCUGAGCUGGUGUAACUCUCCUGCUGAACCUCUGUCCCUGCUCCAGCCCAAAGAAUCUGCCAUUCCUCCUCUCCUGGUGAGCAGGGACGUGAGUCUUCCUUUGGGAUUGCUGCAUCCCUGCAUGGGAAUGGUCACACAGGAUCACCCUGCUGGGCUUUGCUCCAUCUCAAGGACGUUUGUGUUCUCCAUGCAGCUGCAGAAAGGACUUGCACAGUUCCCAAAGCAGCCAUCAGGGCACUCCUCCUCUGGGAAGGUGGGAGCUUCUCUCCUGCACGAGUUCCAGGGCCUCUCCUCCUCUGGGAAGGUGGGAGCUUCUCUCCUGCACGAGUUCCAGGGCCUCUCCUCCUCUGGGAAGGUGGGAGCUUCUCUCCUGCACGAGUUCCAGGGCCUCUCCUCCUCUGGAAAGGUGGGAGCUUCUCUCCUGCACGAGUUCCAGGGCCUCUCCUCCUCUGGGAAGGUGGGAGCUUCUCUCCUGCACGAGUUCCAGGGCCUCCAGCUCGUGGCUGCUUCUUGGCAGCCCCUGUCACAGACCUGAACCCAAAGCUUGACACAGCCCUGCCCCUUUCUUUCCUCCUCUCCUGGAACCAAACUUCCAUUUCAGAGAUUGAUUUUCAUAUCCAAGGAACUCUUUAGUGGUUCUUGAAAUCCUUUUUUUAGUUAGGACUGUUACAAUUACCUUUUUGUAGGUGUUCACACCAAAACAAGCAUCGCACCAAACGAAUGUAUAGCGACACUGUCAGCAAACAUUGCCUGGGCAGGGGGGACAGGUUACUGUGAGCUCUGCUCCAGGGGCACAGGUUACUGUGAGCUCUGCUCCAGGGGCAGUUUUCCCAAAGGCUUGUGCAAAGGAUAGCCAGUGUUUCAUCCAAAGGAACCAUCCUGGUUUUCUACUUUUAAUAAUAAAUACCAUUUUUAUUAAGCAACAGAACAGCUUCCAGCUGGUAUUUCCAUCCAACUGAGAGUCCUGGAGCUUUGGGGCUGGAGAUCCUGCCUGGAUCCCCAUCUCUGGGCCAGCUCCUCCUUGGAAGGGUUUGUGCU
Melozone crissalis (California towhee) is the source of this 5802-nucleotide messenger RNA. RefSeq names its product UBA domain containing 1 (gene UBAC1). The transcript has 10 exons. The coding region runs from base 40 to 1278 and encodes 412 amino acids. Gene Ontology annotation, molecular function: protein binding. The record is from RefSeq and is a predicted model, not a curated record. NCBI's taxonomy places the organism in Eukaryota, Metazoa, Chordata, Aves, Passeriformes, Passerellidae.